This is a messenger RNA of Anguilla anguilla (European eel), 1558 nucleotides long. It is a transcript of the gene smim20, whose product is annotated as small integral membrane protein 20. Gene Ontology annotation, biological process: mitochondrial respiratory chain complex IV assembly. The record is from RefSeq and is a predicted model, not a curated record. Bases 64 to 279 code for a protein of 71 amino acids. Lineage: Eukaryota; Metazoa; Chordata; Actinopteri; Anguilliformes; Anguillidae. Gene Ontology annotation, cellular component: mitochondrial inner membrane. The transcript has 3 exons.
UUUUACACAGGAAGUAGUUACAGAGAGUGCUCCUGUCCUUGUGGACUACACAGAAGUACCAGAAUGAUAAUGAACAUGUCGCGAAAUAGGAGAACCACUCUAAUAUUUGCAGGUUUUGUAACGGCGGUUGCAGCCGCUUUCUAUCCGAUAUUUUUUUAUCCUAUGACACACGUACAUGAGUACAAGCAAGUUCAGACCACGAACCGAGCUGGAAUCAAUCAAGCGGAUGUCCAACCCGUAGGGGUGAAGAUCUGGUCUGAUCCAUUCAAGUCAAAGUGAGGACCAUGAGAGCAGAGAUUUUUGGUGCCAGGAGGAAGAGGAGGCAGAAAUCUGACCGGUUGCCUACCCUGAUUCUGGGUUGAUUUUUAAUCUUGGCAGCGGUGCUCAUGGGAGGUGAAGUCCAGGGCCGUGUUAAUACCCAACAACUUUGUGUUUCUGCAUCAAAGACUAUUUCAGAUGAACUGUCUCAAGAGGAUCAAGGGGGCAAUCAGAGUUUUUAAGAAAAUGCAUACGUUAUUAUCGUGUUUAGAGUUUGUGGUGGCUGCACUGAUUAAAUUUGUUGUUCAGUAAAUUAUGGGAUUGCAGGAUUCCCUACUUUCUUCUGUACCUCUUUAUUCAAUUGUUUUAAUCUUCAGGAGUGGAGUGAGAAGCUGGGCGGGACUGGUGUCCAUGGCAACACAGAGUGCACCAGCCAAAGUGCACCUGGACUGCCAAUCCAGUCCCACCUCUCUCCCGAAACAGAUUUAUUUAACUUUCUAGUUUGGGAAUCAGCAAAUAUUAUUUCUGCAUCAUCAAGUUCUAACCAUCUGUGAAUCUGAGUGGAAAUGUAUAUAUUCUUCUGCAUUGUUUUAGUAGCAUUCGUAUUCAUGUGUUUUGUCAUUGUUAUCAACAAAGGACAGUGGUAAUAACAUAUUUUAUUUACUGAGGAAUUUUCUCAUGCCCAUUGUGGUCUCCUGCACUAAAUUGAAAUUCUGUUUUAAAACGGAAAGUAUAAAACCACAAAAAUGGACCAAAUACAAAAGGAAAAACAAUUUGGAAGGGUAGAGAUUUACAUAUUAUCCCAAACAGACCCCCAAUGUUUUUUUUCCUCACAUGGUCCUGGCUAAAGCUGAGAUAACUGAAAUGAAGUGACUAUUCAGAAUGGAAAUAUUAUUAUAUAAUAAGAACUAAUUAAAUCCUGGUGGUGGAUAUAAUAUAUUUAGCCACCAGAUGGCAGUGUUUGCUCAAAGAUACAAUAUGAUCAAUGUUUGUCCUACGAUGUUGGACUAGGUUUAACUAAAACUCGAAAUUAUUGGUUACUGCUUUUUCCCAGGCUCUUUUCUAUUGCAGUCCUUUAUAUUCUUAUAUAAAUGAAAUAUGCUGCGAGUGUGUGUUUGAUCUUAAACUCACUUCUCACUUUAAUCUCAUAAAGACGACAUCAUAUUUCAAGCACAUAAUUCAUUGUUGAAUUUCCGGUCUGCUUUUAAAAAAAAUCUUUUCUCAUGUCUGGCAUUUGUUUUUGUUAAGUUCAGACCAAUAAAAAAAUGCAAACCCAAAAGAACAGUAAAAGAAUGAAAAA